AUGAGAAGAAUUUUAUCUUCUACCACAACAUCCUCAAGAAAUGUAAUAUUCUCCAGAGUUAAUUUCAAUAAUUCAACAACAAAUCAUCAUCAUCAGUAUCAUCACUGUGAACAUUUCCCAGCUUUAUCGGGAUUAACAACAUGUUGUUAUCAUACCAAUUUGACAAAUAAUAAUAAGAGACAAGAACAAAGAAUACUCGAUGAAAAAACAGCAAUUAUUGUAGAGUCUUUUAAAAAGUUGUGUAUUGAAAAUGAAAUUCCACUCCCUCUUGAUGAUAAAACUCUUCUCACUUCCAUUGUUCAAACAAGAGGUUUGUCAUCGGAAGGUUCUCGAUUGAAUUUUGUUGGAAGAAAUGUAACUGCAUUGUGUGUAGCUGAUUACUUGUUUGCUCACUUUCCUAAUCUCACUCAUGAUCAUCUUGUGAUGGCCACUUUAGAGUUUUUAAAGAAUAGAACCAUUGUUCAAGUGGCAAAGAGUUUAAAAUUGGAUGGUUUAUUGUCAUCCUCACUGACUUUGGUUGCUUCAUCAAAUAAUUUGAAUAAUAGAGAUGAUAGUGAUUUGGAUAAUCCUCCAAUUGAUUCAGAAGUUACAGGAAGUGGAUUGAAUAUUGAAAGAAAUAAUUUGGAUUCACUUUUAGUAUUUUCAAUUUAUAGAAUGGUUGGAGCACUCUUUGAACAACAUGGAUUGAUGGAAGCUAGAAAAUUCAUUGUGAGGAAUCUCAUUGCUCAGAGUAUUGAUAUUACAGCCAUGUUACAAUAUUUUGAUCCAAAAACUCAAUUAGCUCAGAUGGUACGAACUGGUGAAAUGCAUGAACAUGCUCAUAAAACAGUACAAUACAAGGAAGUUUCCAAAGACGAAAAGAGAUUUGUCACAGUUCAUGUCUAUGUUGAUAAUGAUGUCAUUGGAGAAGGAACUGGACAAACUAAAAAGAUUGCUGAACAAAAAGCAGCCCAAGAUGCACUCAAUAAGUGGUUCUCUCAUUAUUAUAGUGCUCCAACUCCACUUCAAAAAUUCAAUUAA
Naegleria gruberi is the source of this 1020-nucleotide messenger RNA. RefSeq lists its product as uncharacterized. Lineage: Eukaryota; Heterolobosea; Eutetramitea; Acrasida; Naegleriidae. Gene Ontology annotation, biological process: rRNA processing; regulation of gene expression. Bases 1 to 1020 code for a protein of 339 amino acids. Gene Ontology annotation, cellular component: nucleus. The record is from RefSeq and is a predicted model, not a curated record. The transcript has a single exon. Gene Ontology annotation, molecular function: double-stranded RNA binding; ribonuclease III activity.